AAUGAGCAACAUAUCAAUCAGCAUGAUCGAUAGGUUACAUUAACUAUGCAGCAUAUUCCGGAGCAUGGUAAUCAAGAUAUGCAUUCAAUAUGCUGUCAUCAUAUCCAAGUGAACUACCUAAGUUGCAGUGAAUAAAUUAUACUGUUCCUUCCAUGGGUGGAGAUAAGUACAAAUGGGAACAAAAAAAAGACUAACUUUGUGAGGUGGUGGGGUGAUGAGUGCAGGUGGUAAUGAAGAACGUGACGAAGCUGUGUGCGAGCAAGCCCAUCGUGACGGUCAACGGCAAGUUCCCUGGGCCUACUCUUUAUGCCAGAGAGGACGACACCGUCCUUGUCCGGGUCGUCAACCACGUUUCCUACAACGUCACCAUUCACUGGCAUGGGGUGAGGCAGUUAAGGACGUGCUGGUCAGAUGGACCGGCAUACAUCACACAGUGUCCGAUUCGGCCAGGCCAAAGCUAUGUCUACAACUUCACACUCACAGGCGAGAGAGGCACUUUGCUCUGGCAUGCGCAUAUCACUUGGCUCAGGGCGACCCUUCACGGCGCCAUCGUCAUCUUGCCCAAGCGAGGAGUUCCGUACCCCUUCCCAAAGCCUUACAAGGAAAAGGUCAUCGUUUUAGGCGAAUGGUGGAAAGCUGAUACCGAGCUCGUGCUCAGCCAGACCGAACAAUCAGGCCUGCCACCAAAUACAUCAGAUGCACAUACCAUCAAUGGAGAUCCGGGGCCUCUCCCUAAUUGCUCUUCUCAGGGCUAUAAACUCCAUGUUGAAAGUGGCAAGACCUAUCUCCUGCGGAUCGUCAACGCUGCCGUGAAUGAAGAGGUUUUUUUCAAGAUUGCGGGGCACAACCUGACCGUGGUCGAAGUGGAUGCAUCCUACACCAAACCCUUCAGCAUCGACACUAUAUUUAUCGCUCCGGGACAGACCACCAACGCCCUACUAGCUGCCGACCAGAGCAGCGGGAGCUACCUUAUGGCCAUCUCUCCUUUCAUGGACACUGUUGUUGCAGUCGACAAUUUGACCACGACCGGAAUUAUGCAAUACAACGGCACCCUCGUCUCUACUCCUACGGUGCAAGUCAGCAUGCCUGCCAUCAAUGCCACCUCGGUCGAAUUCAGCUUCAUCAACUCGCUCCGGAGCCUCAAUUCGAAGCGAUACCCCGCGAACGUCCCGUUGACUGUCGAUCAUUCCCUUCUCUUCACAUUGAGUGUCGGAGUGAACCCAUGUUCCACGUGUGUCAACGGGAGCAAGCUGAUCGCAGCGUUGAACAAUGUGAGUUUCGUGAUGCCAAGCACCGACAUCCUUGAAGCACAUUACCACAAGAGAAGAGGGGUUUACACUGACGAUUUCCCUGGAAACCCUCCGAUGCCAUUCAAUUACACGGGGACACCUCCUAGUAACAUGCAGACGAUGAACGGGACACGAGUUUACAAGCUUGCAUACAACUCAACAGUUCAGAUUGUUCUUCAGGGCACUUCUAUAGUAGCACCCGAAAACCACCCUACUCAUUUGCACGGUUUCAACAUUUUCGGUAUCGGGAAAGGCUUGGGGAAUUUUGACCCGAAUAAGGACCCCGAGAACUUCAAUCUGGUCGACCCGGUCGAGAGGAACACGAUUGGAGUGUCUACCGGCGGAUGGACCGCAAUCAGAUUCAGAGCAGAUAAUCCAGGUGUUUGGUUUCUGCACUGCCAUUUGGAAUUGCACACAACAUGGGGACUGAAGAUGGUGUUCGUAGUAGAAGAUGGCGAUGGCCCAAACGAGUCCCUUUUGCCUCCACCUGCUGACUUUCCAAAAUGUUAAGAAAAACCUGCGUGGGGGGGGGGGGGGGGGAGGGUCUUUUCAAUUGGUGGGUUUGAGAAUGGACCAGUUGACCAAUCAGUAGUUGCCCUAUUAGACCAGGAGAUUUGGGAAUGUCUGAAGAGAGGAUUCAGACCUCAUGAUGAGAGCAGAAAAGAAAAAAAAACAGAGAACGAAAGAGUUCUUCUUGGUUUUAAUUUAGUUGGGGUGGGGUGAGGGAGAAUUUGUUGUCUUUGAACUAAGUCAAGUGUGUAUCUGCAAUUAAUAGAAUCUGCUCGAGCAUAUUCGUCCU
Molecule: messenger RNA, 2088 nt
Organism: Syzygium oleosum
Lineage: Eukaryota; Viridiplantae; Streptophyta; Magnoliopsida; Myrtales; Myrtaceae
Product: laccase-4-like
Exons: 6
Coding region: 231-1799 (522 amino acids)
Biological process (GO): lignin catabolic process
Cellular component (GO): apoplast
Molecular function (GO): copper ion binding; hydroquinone:oxygen oxidoreductase activity
Source: RefSeq, a predicted model, not a curated record